This is a messenger RNA of Tarenaya hassleriana, 1753 nucleotides long. RefSeq names its product probable 3-deoxy-D-manno-octulosonic acid transferase, mitochondrial. Bases 238 to 1563 code for a protein of 441 amino acids. The transcript is spliced from 12 exons. Gene Ontology annotation, molecular function: transferase activity. NCBI's taxonomy places the organism in Eukaryota, Viridiplantae, Streptophyta, Magnoliopsida, Brassicales, Cleomaceae. Gene Ontology annotation, biological process: lipid A biosynthetic process. Gene Ontology annotation, cellular component: plasma membrane. The record is from RefSeq and is a predicted model, not a curated record.
UGACAUUUCGUCAUUAUCCGUUACAAGGUGGUUGCGAUUAUUGGGCCUUAUUGGGCUUGGUUUCAUUAUCUUUUCGGUUGGGUAAAUUGAUCCGAAUAUGGGCCUCAUUAGGCUGGGCCCAAAACUUUCUACCCAAGUUAAUUUGGCCCAUGUCGGUACAUAGAUCCAAGUUUGUUUUCAGCCUCAGUUAUUUGGGCCUUCAUAGGGUUAGGGCACGAAAUCGGAGGCGGCGGAGUAAUGGAGAUCGGAAUGCUGGUUUACAAGAUAUACAGGGCGUUGACUUACGGUUUGUCGCCGCUGGUCCACCUCCAUGUCCGGUGGCGCAGGCUCCGAGGCCUCGAGCAUCGCUGCCGGUGGUUGGAGCGGUUCGGCCAUCCCUCCGCCGGUCGACAGUUCGGCCCGCUUGUCUGGUUUCACGCCGUGUCUUUAGGUGAAGGAAUGGCUGCCAUUCCCGUGAUCAGACACUGCCAUGAACUGAGGCCAGACUUGACGAUUCUAAUGACGACGACGACGGUAUCUGCAUUUGAAGUUAUAAAAGAUCAGCUUCCGUUUGGUGUCAUAUUUCAGUUUGCCCCGCUUGACACACCGGUGGCUAUUGACCGGUUCCUUAGUUGUUGGAAGCCAAACGCCAUAAUCAUUAUGGAGAGUGAGCUGUGGCCUAAUCUUAUCAUGAGCGCUUCAGGGUAUCAGAUUCCAUUGGCCUUGCUGAAUGCACGGAUGUCUACUAAAUCCUUCAAGCGGUGGUCAAGGCCCCUUUUUCUUCGGCUGGCUGCAUUAUUGCUUUCAAAAUUUUCUUUGAUAACCCCACUGAGUACCACACAGGCUAUACAUUUUCAGCUGCUGCAGGCGCCACCGGCCAUUAUCAAUUUCUCUGGUGACUUGAAAUAUGUUGUAAACAAAUUCCAUGUCUCUGAAGGAAUCCCCGAAAGCAUAAGAGACCUAGAAGCACAACUCUUGGACAGGAAGGUCUGGAUUGCAUCUUCAUUGCAUAGAGGCGAAGAAGAAGUGAUUUUAGGAGCUCAUGACGUGGUUACACAAUUGCAUCCAAAGGCCAUUGUCAUAAUUGUGCCCCGGCAUCCACAUCAUGGGCGAGAGGUCGUUCAACAGAAGUUGCGGGAACGUGGCCAAUGUGUAGCUUUGAGGACCCAGAAGGAAAGAAUUACAUCGAGGACAAACAUAUAUGUAGCAGAUACACUUGGUGAAUUGAGACACUUAUACAGACUAGCUCCCAUAGCUGUUAUCGGAGGUUCUUUCUUGCCAGGCUUGGCCGGUCAUAACUUAUCAGAAGCAGCAGCGGCUGGCUGUGCUAUCAUCACAGGGCAUCAUGUCGGCCAUUUCUCACACAUGGUGCGGACAAUGCAGCAAUCAAAUCCGUUGUCGGUUGUGCAGGUAAGGACGGAAGUAGAGCUAGGAGAAACCGUGAGAGAGCUCCUAAGAAGUCCUGAUGCGUUGGAAAGGCACCAGAGGGCAUCUAAACAGGUUUAUGAAGCUCUGUCAAGCUGCGUAACCACAAAACUCUGGAGUCUGCUCCAUCUCCAUCUUCUCAGCAAAAUACUGCCCUGAGCGGGUGAAUGCUGGCAACCGCUGCAGAGAGAGCGCUUGAGGACGGAAAUUAGCUUCAGUGGAAUUUUAACUUCAAACGGAGGGGAAAAGGAAACCCCGUACAGAUAUGUAAAAUAAAUAUCAUGUGUAUAUACAAACACAACGGAUACAGGACUGUUGAAAAAAGUUAAAAAGACCAACACUUUACUCA